AUGCUGGUCGUCCGGAGUGCUGAGGCUCGCCCUCUUACAGCCUGUUGCUGCCAAGGGUUCCUCCUGUUGGGUUACGAUCAAGGUGUCAUGUCGGGCAUCAUUGGGGCAGAUAACCAGUUCGGACGAGACUUUGGCCACCCCGACGCAACUGACCAAGGCUUCAUUGUGCCGUUCAUCCUCACUCAGGAUAUAGGAUGUGUUGUUGGCAGUUUGAUCAUAUUCGUCUGGGGUGAAACCAUAGGUCGAAAGCGGAGCAUCAUGUCAGGGGCCUCUAUCAUGUUGGUCGGAACGGCUAUCCUCACCAGCUCAACUACUCGUGCCCAGCUGUAUGUCGGGCGAAUAGUGACUGGCAUCGGAAACGGGUUCAACAGCUCGAGCAUCCCAGUCUACCAGAGCGAAACGUGUGGAGGACAUAUACGCGGCGCUCUCGUGUGCCUCAAUUCGACGAUAACUAUCCUCGGGCUCGUCAUUGCGUAUUGGUUAGACUAUGGCAUGUCAUUUGUAGAAGGGCCAUCGCAAUGGCGUCUCCCAAUUGGAUUUCAGGCUGUAUUCGCAUUAUGCUUGCUUUUGCAAGCAACGGUUCUACCGGAUUCUCCGCGCUGGCUGAUGGCGCACGACAAAGAGGAGGAAGCUACUCGUAUUAUCGCUGCACUCCUCGACAAGGACCACCUUGACGAUCCCGAGGUCCUUGAGAUGAAGAAGGAGAUCGAGGUCUCGCUAGCUCAGGAGAGCUCUGGCGGUCCCUUCCGCUACUCGGAACUUCUUGAUACCGGAAGGAUCGGCAACUUGCGUCGCAUCUGCCUUGCAAUCGGCAUAAACGUCAUGCAACAAUUUACAGGGUCUAAUAUGAUCAACUAUCUUGCUCCAGUUGUGUACCAGAACACCAUGGGACUUUCGCGGAAUCUCUCCUUACUACUGGGAGGUGCAACUUCGUGCACGUAUUUAGUAGCAAGUUUCAUUCCGCUAUGGACCGUGGACCGAUAUGGUCGCCGUACGCUCCUCAUGGUCAGUGCGACGGGACUUUCGUUCUGCUUCGUCAUGGCGGCGAUUUUCCUCUCCAUCGGCACCAAAGGGACCGCAUUCGCGGCUACCGCGAUGGUCUUCAUAUUCCAGAUCUUUCUUGGAAUCGGCUUCCUGCCAAUCCCCUGGCUCUAUCCUGCGGAGGUUGCAACGACUCGCAUCCGCGCUCGAGCGUCAGCCAUAUCUUCGGCAAUCAAUUGGGCCUGCGUUUUUGCGGUCGUAGAAAUGACCCCACCCGCCAUACAGAACAUUAGCUGGCGCGUCUUCAUAAUCUUCGCUGUGUUCAACGCGCUAUGGGUGCCGCUUGUGUAUAUCUUCUUCCCUGAGACGAAGGGACUCGAACUAGAGGACGUGGACCAUCUCUUUGAUAAGGGCGGAUUGACUGGUGGCGUAUGGAGCAGUCCCGGAGGACGUACUGUGGAAAGACAUGCGAUCUUCAAGGACAUGGAGAAGAGUCCCACUGAAAUUCGCGAGGAAUCGGUCAAGGAGUGA
Punctularia strigosozonata HHB-11173 SS5 is the source of this 1512-nucleotide messenger RNA. RefSeq names its product general substrate transporter. The transcript has 19 exons. The coding region runs from base 1 to 1512 and encodes 503 amino acids. Gene Ontology annotation, cellular component: membrane. Gene Ontology annotation, molecular function: carbohydrate:proton symporter activity. Lineage: Eukaryota; Fungi; Basidiomycota; Agaricomycetes; Corticiales; Punctulariaceae. Gene Ontology annotation, biological process: transmembrane transport; carbohydrate transport. The record is from RefSeq and is a predicted model, not a curated record.